AUGCCAGUGAAUCCGCUCAUCGCCUAUCUCGUCUGCGUUCUCCUCUUCAUCGGUAUUCUGGUUCUUCUGAUUUUCUGGAAUAUUCGCCAAAUUACUCGUCGUCCAGCUCGCGACCGCUCCUUGAAACCUCUUCCUCUUCACUCGAAAAUGUCCGCUCGUCGACACUUCAACAGAAACGUUCGUCUCUCGACGGUGCCACGAAAUGGAUCACGAGAUGCUCAUCAGCGAAAAUCCCAGGAGCCAGUGGUGCCAUCAGAAUGCGCAUAUUUCAAGCAAUAA
Messenger RNA from Caenorhabditis briggsae, 279 nucleotides. NCBI's taxonomy places the organism in Eukaryota, Metazoa, Nematoda, Chromadorea, Rhabditida, Rhabditidae. Bases 1 to 279 code for a protein of 92 amino acids. The record is from RefSeq and is a predicted model, not a curated record. The transcript has 2 exons.